Messenger RNA from Oncorhynchus tshawytscha (Chinook salmon), 1456 nucleotides. Its product is annotated as membrane-bound transcription factor site-2 protease. The coding region runs from base 257 to 1288 and encodes 343 amino acids. Gene Ontology annotation, molecular function: metalloendopeptidase activity; protein binding. Lineage: Eukaryota; Metazoa; Chordata; Actinopteri; Salmoniformes; Salmonidae. The transcript has 8 exons. Gene Ontology annotation, cellular component: cytoplasm; membrane. The record is from RefSeq and is a predicted model, not a curated record. Gene Ontology annotation, biological process: regulation of response to endoplasmic reticulum stress; membrane protein intracellular domain proteolysis.
UCAAGCAAGUCGCACCAAUGAAGAACUGAGUGUGUGCGGUUUCACGGGAAGGGGGAGAUUUUCGGCACCACACCGGCAUUUACCCGGACGAUCAUUCUACACUACUGUCUGACCUUAUCGACUGCUCUGGCCUUGCGGCAUCGUCCCGGAAGUGGCGUCGCACAGUGGGGAAGAUGAUGAGCUUGUCUGUAACCGUGUAGAGAUUGAGUGUGUUAUAUUUCUUCUCCCCCUCUAUGUGUCUGCUCUUUCUCUCGUCAUGAUUCCCGUGCCGCUCGUGGUGUGUGUUUUGUGCGGCUGGUGCUUCGUCUAUCUGACAGACGUGCUUCUGAAGUUGUCUGAGUCAUAUGGUCAUUGUUAUGAGAUGUGGCUAGGGUCAAAGGGUCUGUCUCUCUCUCCGUUCCACAUCCGGUGGCAGACCUCCCUCUUCAACCGCCUCUUCUCACGCUGCGCUCGCAUCAACCCACAUGCCCUCUACCUCUGGUUUACCAGUGGUCUAGUGUUUGGGCUGGUGUCUAUGUGUGGUUCGGUGGUGCUGCUAAUUAGAACCCUGCAGCAGACUGUCCAUCAGAUGACAUCAGACCACCCUCAGGGAGCCAAUCAACAAACACUACAGGUGGUGGUCCCAGGUAUCAACCUGCCAGUCAGCCAGCUGGCCUACUUCUUCUCUGCUUUGCUGGUCAGUGGGGUCAUACAUGAACUGGGCCAUGCCGUGGCAGCAAUAAGGGAGCAGGUACGUGUGAAUGGUUUCGGUGUGUUUGUGUUCGUGGUGUAUCCCGGAGCUUUCGUAGAUCUCUUCACCACACACCUCAACCUCAUCUCACCUGCCCAACAGCUACGCAUCUUCUGUGCAGGGGUGUGGCAUAACUUUGUGCUGUGUGUAGCAGCAUUGUGUUUCCUCUUCCUGUUGCCUGUGUUCCUGUUUCCUGUUUACUACACUGGGGCUGGAGCCCUCGUCACCGAGGUGGUGCAGGGCUCUCCUGCAGACGGUCCUAGAGGUCUGUCAAUAGGUGACAUGGUGACCGGGCUGGAGGAUUGUGAUGUCAGAACAGUAGAGGACUGGAACUCCUGUCUCACAAUCCACACUCACACACCUCAGACUGGAUACUGUGUCCCAACACACACCCUGCAACCCAGCUGGGCCCAUGGUCGAGUCUACAGGAGGUUGGAUACUUCUAUAGAAUGCUGCAGUAACAACAGUCUGACUGAUCUUUGCUUCUCCUACACCAAACUACAGGAGAAGGAGGUGAGACACACAAACAGACACACACAUAGGGCUGACCCCAUUUAGUUGACUGGUCGAUUGUUUGGUUGACAGCCUGUUUGUCGAGCGGUCGCAAAUAUAUGUGACACCAGUUUGAGCCGUUCCCCUCUCAGUAGACAAAUCCUUUGAGGAGGCUGCAGGUAUGGUACAGUCCAAUAGGAACAGGAUUAAGACUCAGAAGGCGGGGCUCCAGAA